Molecule: messenger RNA, 3707 nt
Organism: Pseudoliparis swirei
Lineage: Eukaryota; Metazoa; Chordata; Actinopteri; Perciformes; Liparidae
Product: hyaluronan and proteoglycan link protein 1-like
Exons: 6
Coding region: 124-1179 (351 amino acids)
Biological process (GO): cell adhesion
Molecular function (GO): hyaluronic acid binding
Source: RefSeq, a predicted model, not a curated record
CGCACACACACACACCGUGUCGUCGUACCUUCGUGAGUAAAUCCUUCUGCGCUCCAUUCUGCGUCCUGACCGCCGGAGAGAGGAGACCUGCCUGAAGAGCGACCGGACCGACCGUUGGACAACAUGCUUCCUGAGCUGCUCUGGGUGCUGCUGGCGCUGAGCGUCGCGGCUCAAGACGCUCUGGACCCGGAGCUGGAGCACUCCAGGACCAUCUACAUCACAGAGAACGGGCCUCGGCUCUCCGUGGCGGCCGAACCGCUGAAGGUGGAGUCUCGGCGCGGAGGGAACGCCACGCUGCCGUGCAGCAUCCGCAUGGACCAAUCACAGGCGCCCAGCCGGAAGAUGAGGAUCAAAUGGACCAAGCUGACGUCAGACUACCUGAAAGAGGUGGACGUCUUCGUCUCCAUGGACUACCACAAGCGGAGCUACGGCAGCUUCCACGGACGCGUCCACCUGCGGGGCUCCUCCCCCUUGGACGCCUCCCUGGUCAUCACGGACAUCACCCUGGAGGAUCACGGGAGAUAUAAGUGUGAGGUCAUCGACGGGCUGGAGGACGGGACGGUGGUGGUGUCCCUGGACCUGGAAGGCGUGGUCUUCCCCUACUUCCCCCGCCUCGGCCGCUACAACCUCAACUUCUACGACGCCGAGCGGGCGUGCCGGGCCCAGGACGCCACCGUGGCCUCCUUCGACCAGCUGCACGCGGCGUGGCGAGGGAAGCUGGACUGGUGCAACGCCGGCUGGCUGAGCGACGGCUCGGUGCAGUACCCCAUCACCACCCCCAGGGAACCCUGCGGGGGCAAGGACACGGUGCCGGGGGUCCGGACCUACGGCCUGAGGGACAAAGAGAAGAACCACUACGACGUGUACUGCUUCACCGCCCACUACAAAGGGCGGUUCUACUUCCUGGUCCAGCCCUCCAAGCUGACGUACGACGAGGCGGUCCGGGCGUGCCGGCAAGACGGCGCUCAGAUCGCCAAAGUCGGCCAGAUGUUCGCCGCCUGGAAGCUGCUGGGCUACGACCGCUGCGACGCCGGCUGGUUGGCCGACGGCAGCGUCCGGUACCCCGUGUCCCGCCCCCGGCGCCGCUGCAGCCCCACGGAGGCCGCCGUCCGCUUCAGCGGCUUCCCGGACAAGAAGCACAAGCUGUACGGAGCGUACUGCUUCAAGGGCCACGCCUGAGCGGCACACACACACACACACAUGGGCAUGCACACACACACACACAUGGGCAUGCACACACACACACAUGGGCAUGCACACACACACAUGAGCAUGCACACACACACAUGAGCAUGCACACACACACAUGGGCAUGCACACACAUGAGCAUGCACACACACACACACAUGAGCAUGCACACACACACACAUGAGCAUGCACACACACACAUGGGCAUGCACACACACACAUGAGCAUGCACACACACACAUGGGCAUGCACACACACAUGAGCAUGCACACACAUGAGCAUGCACACACACACACAAUGGGGCAUGCACACACACACACACACGAGUGGACAGAGACCUUUAUGAACGACCACAAACUGCUUCAUAGAAACAUUGUUAGCUGAAGAGUUUACACAUAUUUAAAGUUUAUAUCAUUUAACCAAAAACGUUGGUUGAAUUGGCACAAAAUCACAAGAUCACAAGAUAUCAGAGCGAUACUGUGAUUCAAUGGACACGUCAUACGAGAAGAGACCUACAGCUGAUCUGAGAACAGGUUCAGAGAGCUGCGAUGUCAUGAUGUGAUGUCAUGAUUGUAUUAUGUGAUUGUGAUGUCAUGAUUGUAUUAUGUGAUUGUGAUGUCAUGAUGUGAUGUCAUGAUUGUAUGAUGUGAUUGUUAUGUCAUGAUGUGAUGAUCGUGAUGUCAUGAUGUGAUGAUCGUGAUGUCAUGAUGUGAUGAUCGUGAUGUCAUGAUGUGAUUGUUAUGUCAUGAUGUGAUGAUCAUGUCAUAAUGUGAUGAUCGUGAUGUCAUAAUGUGAUGAUCGUGAUGUCAUGAUGUGAUGAUCGUGAUGUCAUGAUGUGAUUGUUAUGUCAUGAUGUGAUGAUCAUGAUGUCAUAAUGUGAUGAUCGUGAUGUGAUUGUUAUGUCAUGAUGUGAUGUCAUGAUUACAUUAUUUGAUGUCAUGAUUGUAUUAUGUGAUCGUGAUGCCAUGACUUGAUGUGAUGUCAUCACAGCAGCGCACAGCAAGGUGCUACGACCGGUACUUUGUACUUCAUCCAGUAUUUUAUGUUUUUAUACAAAACAAUGUUUAUGUUUUCUAAGUAGAAUGUUAUUAUCUAGAACUGUACUUGUGACUAUUCUCUUUAUAGACUACAUUUUUAUUAUUUUGUCUUAUUGGCCAAACUCUCAGAGUUUCUUUGGUUUCCAUGAAGCGUAACAGAGCAUCAGAAGAAGAGGAGACACCGAGCAGCCGCUCAGCGUGUUGACAGGAACAGCUGCUCGGCUCCACGGCUUCCAGAGCUCGGCUAGCUUCCACGAGCACCUCUGGCCUCCGUAUGUGACCUCUGGCCUCUGUAUGUGACCUUUGGCCUCCGUAUGUGACCUCUGGCCUCUGUAUGUGACCUCUGGCCUCCGUAUGUGACCUCUGGCCUCUGUAUGUGACCUCUGGCCUCUGUAUGUGACCUCUGGCCUCCGUAUGUGACCUCUGGCCUCUGUAUGUGACCUCUGGCCUCUGUAUGUGACCUCUGGCCUCCGUAUGUGACCUCUGGCCUCCGUAUGUGACCUCUGGCCUCUGUAUGUGACCUCUGGCCUCUGUAUGUGACCUCUGGCCUCUGUAUGUGACCUCUGGCCUCCGUAUGUGACCUCUGGCCUCCGUAUGUGACCUCUGGCCUCUGUAUGUGACCUCUGGCCUCUGUAUGUGACCUCUGGCCUCUGUAUGUGACCUCUGGCCUCCGUAUGUGACCUCUGGCCUCUGUAUGUGACCUCUGGCCUCCGUAUGUGACCUCUGGCCUCCGUAUGUGACCUCUGGCCUCUGUAUGUGACCUCAUUAAGUGUUGUACGAUCUUUUCUUGAACCUAACUAAGUAAAUUCCUUAGAAGACAGCAGUUUCUAGAGUCAUUUAAAAAAGAGACUGAGCCAGACGACUGUUGGACGAAGACGACGUCGGGGACAGAAUCACAGAUUUCCAGCGUACGAUUAGCGAAGGAAAAACACUUUCAGGAAACCUGUUGGGCGAUGUGGGGGCGGAGCUUCAAGGAUGCAGCGUUAAUAAUGUGACGAUACAUAUUGACCCAAACAAACAUCAUUUAACAUGUGAAAAGUCGCAUUAAGAGGACGUGAAGAACGUAGAUUUAUGUUGGUGUCCAGAUUAAAGAAUAGUUUAUGAGUAAAACUAAAACUCAGAUUGAAUCUUUGUUACAUUUGAGGCAUCAGCCGGUUAGCUUAGCAUAAGGCCUGUGAGCAGCUAGCUUAGACUACAUCCACAAACAAUCCGCUCUAAAGUGACGAAACAGGAAGUGAGCCAGGUAGCUAGGCGUGUUUUGUUAGCGAUGGACUAGCUGUUUCCCCCUUUAUGCUAAGCUAACUGCCUGCUUGUUUAGGCUUCAUAUUAGACGCAUUACACUUCUCAGCGAUUAUAUUUCCCAAAAUGUCAAAACUAUUCCUCCUGCAUCUGCAGGAGCUUCCUUUGCUUUCCUCUGGUGUGACCUCGUCUUGUUCGGAGCGUUCAGACGGAACUUCUGACAAUAAACGCGUUGACCCCGGA